AUGAAGAACACAUUCGCUAUCUAUGCCUUUUUGGCCUCGACUGCCUCUGCCCACAUGCAGAUGAGCAACCCGUAUCCCCUUCGCAGCCCUCUGAAUCCAGACGGUGGGGAUAACAAGGACUAUUCCUACACUAGUCCGCUGGAUCCGUCUGGAGCAAACUUUCCAUGCAAAGGGUACCAGAACGAUGCUUUCAAGUCAGUUGCUACCUACGAAGGUGGCCAGCAGUACAGCAUGUCUCUGGAAGGCAGUGCUACUCACGGCGGUGGCUCGUGCCAGUUGUCUCUCUCUUAUGACACUGGAAAGACGUUCACUGUCAUCGAGUCCAUGGAGGGUGGCUGCCCCCUGACUUCCAACUACACCUUCACCAUUCCCUCGGAUGCCCCAACAGGGGAGGCUCUUUUUGCCUGGAGCUGGUUCAACAAGAUUGGCAACCGCGAAAUGUACAUGAACUGCGCCCAAGUCACCGUUAAGGGAGGUUCUUCCAAGCGCGCUCACGCUCGUGACCUUAAGGUUGCCCGCGAUGGGACUGCCUUUAGCUCUCGCCCGCCUCUGUUCAUUGCCAAUGUCAAUGGUCCUGGUGAAUGCACUACGACUGAAGGCCAAGAAGUCAAGUUCCCUGAGCCUGGCCCUAAUCUGCUAGGCGGUGUUGCGGGCCCUGGUUACACGUGCAAAGGCUCUGCAUCCUUUCUUGGUGAUGGAUCUUCCACUGGAGGCAGCUCGGGAACUUCAGCUGCUCCAUCGAGCACGACUACAGCACCAUCAGACUCCAGCCCUAGCCCAGCCGUCACUGCCACAACCUCUCCUUUAAACACUGCUCUUCCGACGACCACCACGAGCAUCCCUAAAGCCAUUCCAACCGAUAGCCCCUCAUCAGGCCAGUCUUGCUCGACCAACGGUGCUAUUGUCUGCGGCUCCGACGGUAAAGCAUGGUCAAUGUGCAGCAGCGGCUCUCUCAUCAGCAUGGGCUCUGUAGCUGCUGGGACUACUUGUACUAACGGAGCAAUCAGCAAGAUCUAA
Talaromyces rugulosus is the source of this 1017-nucleotide messenger RNA. RefSeq lists its product as uncharacterized. The transcript has a single exon. The record is from RefSeq and is a predicted model, not a curated record. NCBI's taxonomy places the organism in Eukaryota, Fungi, Ascomycota, Eurotiomycetes, Eurotiales, Trichocomaceae. The coding region runs from base 1 to 1017 and encodes 338 amino acids.